AUGGUCCCAGAUGGUGGAACGGGUCGUCUGCCGCCACCGCCAGCACCAAUUGCCGAUUCUGUAAUCAAGCAACACGCCAAUCCCAUGGUAUCUGAACUGGGCCAUGUCAGUCAUGGCAUAGAGAUGGCGCCGUUGGAGCGUGUGGGAGGAACGUCUGCCGCUCGAGGCGAGCCUUCUCCCGCACUCAACGGCCCAGUGGCUCGAGCGUACGGCGAAGUGUCGUCCGCAAGAGACACGAUCGACAGUGAGAGGGAAGACUCUUACUCAACCCCACCCACUGUACGACCCCGGCGAUCACCACCUGGCUCAGCACCGUCAGAGGAGGCAGCAGCGUUGCUGCUCAACUUCUCCGCUGUCCAUGAGCCUCUGCCACCUCCGGCCUUGAAGGAAGAAGCGCUCUACCCCCACACCCCUCCCCACGAUUCCCCUGCCACGCUCCCCCGUGAACCCCCACCACCACCAUCCCUUGUUCCAUCCUCCCCUAUCGGCCUCCCAACGCCCGCUGCACCCAGUCCAGAAACCUCGACGAGCACAAAUGCUACCAAACCGAAGAGGAAACGGAAGACGAGCAGCAACAAUGCCGUAGCCGGUCCUUCUCGGCACUCGUCAACUGAGCCUGGCGCGACCCCAGCCCAUCACAUGGGUGAGGACAACGCGCGCAUUCGUUGCAUCUGCGGUAUCGAGGACGACGACGGCUUCACUGUCCAGUGCGAAGGGUGUUACGCCUGGCAGCACGCCAAGUGUUUUGGAUAUCCCAACGGCAACAACCUUCCCGAGGUGUACUACUGCGAGAAGUGUGAUCCCCGUCCUUUCGACGCCGGUGCUGCAAGAGAGCUGCAGCUCCGCACACGAGGACGGAUCGUUCCCCAAGGCGAACCUGCUGAGCCCAACAAGAAACGGCCAAAGGCGAAGCGACCGCGCGUCGAAAGCGGUAGCAGUAAGCCGGAGGCUGCUGGCGAAGCGACAGACGACUCUCGAGAUCCGAUGGCGCCACCAGCAAAGCCAAGGCGCAAGCCCAACCCUACCAAGCCACGCUCCAAGGACUCUGCACAGCCGGGGAGAGAUGGCGACGAGGACGACUACUUUCGCGUUCAGCCUUGGGAGCUAGAGUACACACCUCUCAAGGAGAACCUUGUCCGAGGCAUCCGGGCCAGUCGCGCUAUUGCCAAGCUGCGGCAAGAAUGGGUGGAUGGGGACGAGGAGCCACGCCUGAGCAAGCCUUCAUAUCACGAGUCUGGGUUACCGUCCCCAACGGAGACGGGUGACAUGAGGCAGUCGCCAGACAUUGGGGUGGACGGCGCCGACUUCAACGUCCUUGCGCCUCCAUUGCCUCCUGUGUACCUCAUUGGCGCGGACCUCGAGAGCCUUGCGGCGCCGACAUACCUGCGACCAGUGGACGACCCUGGAAGUGCGAGCUGCUACUUACCUCUCAAGUACAUCGAACCCAGUCAGAACAUCUACGCUCGCCCUACGAUUUACGGUGUCUUCGUCACAGACGGGCUCUCAGCCGGCUCCUUCCUUGGAGAGUACCGCUGCGAGGUCCUCGACGCAGCAACCUAUCGCAAGGACCCCAUCAACCAGUACUCUGCGCUUGGGAUCCCCAAGCCCUACGUCCAUUCCGUCGGUCCUCCAGUCAAUCUCAUGCUUGAUGCGCGGUCAUACGGCAACGAGAUGCGCUUUGUUCGGAGCGGCUGCCACCCCAACGCCGUCAUCCGUCCCGUCUUCUUCAAGACUUCCGACACAUCAACGCAGAAGCUGCAUUUCGGUAUCUUCGCCGCGCGCGAGCUCUCCAAGAACGAGGAGAUCGUCCUGGGCUGGGAGUGGGAUGACCAGCAUGUCGUCCACACUCUCCGUGCUGUCAUCGACUCGACGCUCACCAAGUCGGCCAACAAACCUCCAGUCAACAUCGACUCGGAGACAGUCACGCUUCUGACGACCAAGUUCGACGCCAUCCUGACCAAUAUCUUCAGCACAUUCCAGUCGUGCGCUUGCACCGUUAACACCGACUGUGCUUUCGCGCAGAUGCGCAGACAGGUGAUGGGGCAGACUUUUCAUGGUGUGAGCGGGGCGCGUGCUCGUAAGCGCAUUGAUCUCGGUGAGCUUGUUGGGGCUGUGCGUGGCUGGCGUAAGCGCGAGAUUGAGGAAAUGGACGCAUACGCCAAAGCCAAGCGGUUCCGGAACGCAGGCGAGUGGGAACUCUGGCGCGCCGGCCCGACCAAGACCAUCGAUGGCGACGACGACGCAGACGCCAAGGAACGGUCUCGGCCGUCUUCCGAACGCGCGCCAUCCAACGCUCCAGAAGACGAGGCUCCUGCAGACGAGGAGCAGGCGGGCGAUGAUGACGUGGAGCUCAUGGACGUGGAGCCUGAUCCGUUGGCGGAGGACUCUACUGCGACGACGAUCUGUGAGACGGCCAAGCAGACAGGAUCGCCUGUCAUACCGGCUGAAGCAGACGCUCUGCCAGCGCUCACCGACGGCGCCAUGGACGUUGACGAGGUUGCCAAGACAGAGCUCCACGAGGAAGACGUCAAGCCAGCAACCGCUCCCGAGCCCAUGGGACCUGCUAUCCCAGCUGGAACUGUGACUGCAACGGAGGUGCUCUCGAAAGAGACCAAGGAAGACGUCGACAUGGGGGAGGCACCACGGACGCCGGACGAACCGCAGCCGUCCACUUUCGCUCCCCCAUCGUCCGCUCUCUCGUCCAUCCCUCCCGAUAGGCACGCUAGGCAAGAGCGACAUGAGGAGGGCGAGGAGGAGAUUGAUGAUGGGUAUGUUUCGAACGCUACGACCGCGACGAUGGCCUUGGAGUCUGAUGGCGAGACAUCGUCUCCUACCAAGCCUGCGCCGUCUAACCGCCGUCGAGUUCUGUCGCCUGUUACUGUUCAACGCAAAAACAAGUCCAAGAAGGCUUCGGGCUCGUCUGAGCGGCGCGCUUCCAAAGCCAUCCCGCGCCGCAAAAUCAUCCGAUCUAGUGACGAGGAGGGGUCCGAUGAUGAUCGUGCGACACCAAAACCAGCAACGAAGGUGCACCGGUCGCCGCAGAAGCCCAAGUCUUCCAAGUCUGCCAAGCGACCGAAGGUCUCGAAGGCUACAGGGAGCGAGCCGGAUGACGAGGACGACACGCCUGCACGGAAGCCGUCUCGCAAGCCAGUGGGUGAUCGUGGACGCCGCAACAAGGUGGUAAAGGACAGCGAGGACGAAGAUCACAGCCCGAAGUCGGUGACGGUGAAGACGGAGUCGACUGAGCCUUCGCACAAGGCCUCACCGCCGCCCUCCGUACCCGCCAUAGUCAAGGAACCUUCGGUUACAUCGAAGCCGCCAAGAGAAGCCAAGCAGGUCUCCCCGGAGCCACUCAAGCAGUCGUCGCCGAUCGCGAAGGAGCCAACACCGGAGCCAAAGGAGUCGACGCCCGAGCCAGAGGAGCCCGCGCCCAAAGAGUCAACCCCUGCGCCCUCUGAGACGCCUACAGCUCCGAAGGAAGCGUCUUCUCCGCCCAAGGAGCCCAAGGAGGAUACCCCUACAGCGCCUCCUAAGAAGGUCUCACUCAAAGACUACCUGGCGAGCCACAAGAUUCGCAAGAAGGAGAAGUCGCCGGAGCCUAAAGAUGACGAGGAGACUGCUGUGAAGGAAGAGCCGACGGAGGAGAAGGCUGCGGACACGGUGUUGCCAACCGGUGCUGCCGCACUGCCAACGCAACCUGCACGCCUCAACUUCCUUGAGCACCUGCCUUCUGCGCGGAGCACCAACUCGACGCCGGUAGGCACGCCGUUUACUCCCGGAGGUCCCAGUGCCGCGGGAGAUGUUGGCCGCACGUCGGCGUUCGUCCCACGUUCCGAAGCUUCGCGCCCGGACUACUUCAACGUCCAGCCUGCGGCAGGUGUGCACCUCGCCAACACACCCGCCUUCGUUCCUCGGCCGAGCCCCAACUUCGUUCCACGGGGGUCAGUGGACGAGUCAUCACGCGAACCCUUGCCACCACCUCUGGCGUUCCAACCGCGUCAGCCAGACAAUGAGUUCCCGCAGAUGAGCCCGGUGCGGCAACCGCUUCCGCUUCAGACACCGCCGGGCAAGUUCCAAGGUUUGCCCGACAUCCCACCUGCACUGCCAGUGCGUGACGGGCCGCCCCACCACGGGCCUCGUGCGCCUCCAACCGGCCCUCGUCACGCGCCUACAGGACCGCGUGGGGCGUGGGGCGGUAGCUCUACGCAUGGCCCUGGAACAGGUGCCAACGCCGGAGGGGCACCAGUCUCCCCUGUUAACAGCAUGCGUGGAGGUUUCGGUGGCCCUCGACCAUAUCCUCCUCGAGGCGGCGGUUUCGACCGUGGGUACGGUUUCCGGGGCCGCGGCCAUCCUCGCGGCCGGGGAGGGCGCAUGUGA
Cutaneotrichosporon cavernicola is the source of this 4377-nucleotide messenger RNA. RefSeq lists its product as uncharacterized. Gene Ontology annotation, cellular component: Rpd3L-Expanded complex; Set3 complex. NCBI's taxonomy places the organism in Eukaryota, Fungi, Basidiomycota, Tremellomycetes, Trichosporonales, Trichosporonaceae. Gene Ontology annotation, biological process: regulation of DNA-templated transcription. Bases 1 to 4377 code for a protein of 1458 amino acids. The record is from RefSeq and is a predicted model, not a curated record. The transcript has a single exon.